AUGUCGUCCACCUCAAUGUCAGGCACCGUAAGCUUCACGGCGAGCUCCAUCACCUCCACCUGGAGCCCGGCACCAAACGAGCUCAGCGUCGUCGGAUACUACUCCUCCGGUACGGCCGUUGCGACCAUCGUCUGCGGCGACGAAUACGAGUUCCUCGUCUCAAGCACAUACGGCGUUUGCUGCCCGACCGAAAGCGCCGGCAACUGCGACUUCAGACAAAGAUGUGAGCAGAGUAUGAUGGUGUACGAGGAUGGGACGACCUAUACAUGUGAAAACAAUAACCCAUGCGUCGAAACCACCAUGUACCAGGCCGAGCCCUCGAACGGAUGGUCGGCGACGAUGGCCUGGUGCAUGGAUGCGGACAAUCCAACAACCCUUUAUCGAAGCUUCGUCGGGACACAGCUUACUCUCGUACCGGCCGACGAAGACUUCACAACCGACACCGACGAUACCACAACGACGACGACGACCCGUACCCCGACAACGACGACGACUACCUCCACCUUUAUCACAACCACAACCACUACACCCGAUCCCGCGCACACAGAUGACUCCAACCCGGAAGACGACGGUCCAAACGUUGGAGCGAUUGCGGGAGGCGUGGUCGGAGGAGUUGCCGGUCUGGCAUUGAUCUUGCUCGCAGCAUGGUUUAUCCUCCGCCGACAGAAGAAGAAAAACGCCGAGUUGAGAGAGAUUGGCACUGGGUAUGUCGCCCCGGAGCCAAAAUAA
Aspergillus calidoustus is the source of this 729-nucleotide messenger RNA. The record is from the annotation of a GenBank genome assembly. NCBI's taxonomy places the organism in Eukaryota, Fungi, Ascomycota, Eurotiomycetes, Eurotiales, Aspergillaceae.